UGAAGAAGAUAAAAAAGAAAAAGAUAAAUUAGUUGAAGAAGAAAAAGAAGAAGAAGAUGAAAUUUUAGUUGAUCCUCUUUUAAUCGUUGAAGAACAAAAUCAUCCAGAUACACCAAGUAAAUUAAAUUUAUUUCUUUUAACAGCAAAUAUUAAUUUACAAGAUGAAAUAAUUGAUCAACAAGCCAAAGAAGCAAUUGAAUAUGAAAAAUUAAAAUACAAUCAUCCACCUCCAUAUGUAUUGCCACAAAAAAAAGUAUUAAAAAUGCUUUUAAAUGCUAAAAAAGCAUCAAAAUCAAUAUCAUCAUUGGUAUCAUGUUUUUCAAUUGAUUCAAAACUAGCAAUUAAAACAUAUUUAACACAAUAUAAUAAUGACAUUAAUGCAAUAAUAACAAAUGAUAAUAUAACAUCAACAAAGCUAAUUAAAUUACCAAAAAAAAAAUAUUUAAUAUCACGUAUAUCACCAAUUGGUUUUACUCCACUUCGUGCAAUUAAUGAUAUAUUUAUUCAUGAUGAAAAUGAUGAUAUUAUUAAUAUGAAAAAAUGUCAAGAUAAAAAUUUAAUAAUUCAAAAUGAAAAUCUUUGUUUUUCUAAUGAAUUAACAAAAUUUACAAAUGAUAAUAAUAUUAAACCAUUGAUUAUUCCAAUUGGUCCAAUUAUUAAAACUCCAAUAUCAGUUAAAAUUGCAAAACCAUGUAUGAAAAAUAAUAAAAAACGUCAAUGUAAACUUUCAGCUGAUGAAAGAGACAAUUUAAAGUUGGAUAAAAUUGUUUGUUAUACUGAGGAUAUACUAUUUAACAUGCUUUUUCCAAUGAAAUCAAUAAACAAUGAGAAUGAACAAUUUAAAAUUGUAGAAAAUAACAGAGAUAUAGAAACAGCUAAUGAUGGUAAAAAAAAUUCAUCAAUAUCAAUGAAUGCCAAUAGAUCAUCAGAUGAAUAUAUUGAUACACAAUCAUUGAUAGAAAAUGAAGAUUUUAUAUCAACAAACAAUGAUAGUAUAUUUAUAAUAUCAGCAAAUAUGAAACUUGAAAAUCGUAAUAAUAAAGAAGAACAUCAUCAUAAAGCUUGUUAUUAUGCAGCAAUACUUUGUAUACUUGCUAAAACAGUUAAAAAUAUUCAUGAAUUUUAUGGAAGUUUGUUGGAUCAAUUGAUAAUUUUGGCAAGUAAAUAUUAUAAUAAAACUGGUUUAUUACGUUAUAAACAAGUACGUAAUUUUCGUAAUAUAAAUAUAUUAAAUAUAAAAUUUAAUAUUAUUGUUAAACAAAUAAUAUAUGCUGAUCCAGAAAAUUAUGAAAAUGAUUUAUUAACAAAUAAAAUUAAAGAAUAUUUAUCAAAAUAUCCAAGUGGUAUAUUAAUAUUUGAUAAUGCAUCAUAUGCAUUUUGGUUUUCAAAUGGAUGUUAUUAUAUAUUUGAUCCAUAUCCAUGUGAUGAUGAAGGUCAUGCCAGUGACACUGGUACUGGUUGUGUAUUAAAAUAUUGUAAGCUUGAUGAUAUGAUUGAUAAAAUAAGUAAUUACAGUGGUGUUGAUGUGACAAAACCAUACAGAAUACAUAACUUAUCAAUUGGUCAUAUUGAAAUGAUUAAUCAUGAUGAUAAUAAAAAAACUAAAUUUACUCUAAAAGAAAAUAAUAAAUCAGAUGAUGAAAAUGCAUAUGAAAAAGAAGAUUAUCAUGAUGUUGUUGAUGCUGAUAAUGAUGAUGAUGAUGAUAAGAGUGAAGAUGACAACGAAGAAGAACAAGAAAUUUUAAAAUCAAAAAGUCAAGAAUCAUUGAUUGAAUUAACAUCAUGGCUUGAUGAAGUUAAUAAAAAUAAAAAAUCAAAUACUAAUUUAACACCAAAACCAGCUUAUGUUGCUUUAAAUAAUUUACAUGCAUCUGUAUUAGAAGUUACAGUUGUUGAAGAUGACAUAACACAAGCAAUAUUAACACCAUUUAAAUUAUCAAAAGAUAAAAAUAUAACAAAUGAAUAUAUAAGAAAAAAACCAUACAUAAGAAAGUUUAAUAAACAAUCAAUAAUAUUAUUACCAAUUGAUUUAUGUAUUAUAUCAUGGUCUUGUAUUAUUGAUCCAUCAAAAUGGAGUGAAAAUAUAAUUAAAGCAAUUUAUGAAACAAGUAAAGACAUUUCAUUUGAUUGUUUAUUAUCAUCUGAAGAUUUUACUGUUGAUAAUAUGAUUGAUGGUAUGUUAACUGAAUUUGAAAUUGGUAAUUAUAAUUUUAAAACUGUAUUUGCACCAUUACAUAUUGGUAAAUUAUAUUCACAUCAAGGAUGGAAUUUAUCAAUGUCAUUAAAAAAAAUAUUUGAUAAUUCAAUUUAUACUGGUGCUAUUAUAUUUUGUGGUACUUCACAUAUUGGUGUUAUGAAAAAGCUCAAUAAAUUAUAUGCAUGGUGGUGUAUUGAUGAUACUAAAAAUAUAAAAAUAAUAAUGUCUGAUAAUAUGGAAGAUUAUUUAAAAAUAAUAAUACAAAAAAUUAAUAUAACAGAAGAAAUUGAAUUUAAAAUAAGAAUAAUAACAGUGUCAUAUGCUAAAAUUUUAGAUCCAAAUUGUAGUGAUAUUGGUGGUUUACAUGAUGAAAUAAUGCCAUCAUCAUCAUUACCACAAAUUCAUCAAAAUAAUAAUGGUCCAUAUGAUUUACAUGCAAUAUUUAAACCAACGAUACCUGGUUUAAAGCCAAUUUUUGUCUUUGGAACUGUUGCACUGGAUUCAUUUGAUAUUAUCAAUGAGCCAAAUGUAAAACGUUGUUAUUUUGUUGGCAUAUUAUCGGUGAUGAUGAAGAGAGAUAUUAUACAAAGUCCAAUGCCAAGUAUCAUUGAUAAAAUAAUAAAACUAUCUGAAGAUUUAUAUCGACAAUUUAACCAACCAAAAUAUCAUACUGAACACAUCAUUCACAAUGUCAAUUUGAUGAAUAGAAUAUUUGAAUUUCGUGAUGUUGCAUCGAGUCUUAAUGUUUUACAUAAUAAUCAUGAAAAAAAUAAUUUUUUUUCUACUGUUAAAAAAGAGUUAAAAAAAUAUUUUAAUAAACACAAUGAUGGUGUUAUACAUUUUUCAAAUUGUUGCUAUGGUUUUUGGUAUUCACAGUCGACAAAUUGUUAUUAUUAUUUGGAUCCUUAUAGAUGUAAUGCUAAAGGAAAGAGACAACUAAAUAAUAUUGGUAAUAGUUGUUUAAAAAUAUUUUCUACGUUAUGUCAAAUGAUUGAAUCAAUGAGCAAAAAUAAAAUAAAUAAUACAACUGGUUUUUUUAUUCAUCAAAUUCAUAUUGAAUCAAUAAAUGCAUUGACUGAUAAAAAUUUUAAAGAAGAUUUUAUGUGGAUUUAUCUUGAUUAUCAUUGGAGUUUUAGUCAUCAAAAAUUACCAUCUGUUUUGGAUAAAAAACUAGAUAAUAAAACUAAUAAAAAACGUAAAAAAAAUGAUAAUAUUUGUAAAAAUUUAAAUGAUGAUAAUGAUCAAAAUAAAAAUAUAUUAUAUUGGAAUAAUUAUGUUAUUGAAAUUCCACAAUUGAUAUAUUCACUUUGGGGAACAAUUGGAACUUAUGAUGAACGUUUUGCAAAUCGUAUUGGUAAAAAUAAAAUGGCAAUUUGUAUAUCAAUAAUUGCAAUGCAAAAUUUAUGUCAUCCAUCAAAAUGGACAUCAGCAAUAUUAGAUUCAGCUGUUAUUUGUGGUGAUUGUUAUUACAUUGAAAGUAUAAAAAAUAAACGAAAUAAUUUAAUGGAUAAUGAUGGCUUUAAUUUACAGUCAUGUUUUAAAAUAUAUCCUCACAUUUGGAAAAUUAAAUAUUUACCAAAAAAAUGUGGUGUACUUUAUGAUAAUAAUGAUAAAUUAUCAUUAGCUGUAACUUUAAAGCUAGCACUUGAAGAAUCAAAUAAUAUAUUGUUAAAUUGUGAUAAUAUAACAAUUGGUAUUAUUAAAUGUGAAGAUGGUUAUUAUGCUGUUGAUCCAUGUUGGACUGGUCCACCAUUAUUUAUAAGAAAUCAUGGAGCUGUUUAUGUAUUAAGAUGUAGAAAUAUAAGUGCAUUAAUUUAUGCAUUAAUUAAAAUGAUUAAUACAAAUUUACGUCUUGAAUUUAAUAUAACACCAAUUAUAUUUGAAUAUAAAAAAGAAAUUUGUAAAUCAUCAAAUGUUAAAACAAUGAAAAAAAAAAUAUUUAUGGAACCAUUAGAUACAAAACCUGGUUUUACUCGUGGACCAUGUACUCCAGUGCCUGGUUCAAUUACUGCUGGAAAUCAAGAUAUCUAUUCAGAGUACAAAAAUAAUAUUAAACUUGGAAUGGAACAUGGUAGUGAACUAGAAAAUCCAAUUAUUCCAUCACCAAUUCCACAUCUCAGUGAUGAAAGAACCAAGAAUUUUAUGAUUAGCACAAAAUGGCAUAAAUAUUCUGGUCAAAAUCAACCACGAAAAUCAUCAUCUCCCAUUGAUGACAUCAAUAUCUAUGAUAAUCCUAAAAUGACAUCUUCAUCACCUUCAUUUCUUGAUGUUUGUGAUGACUAUCCAAAGACAAUUGAUUUCAUUGACGAUAAAUUAAUUAAAUCAAAAAUUAAGCAGCAAAAAAAUAAAACAUCUCUUUCGAUUCCUUUGGAUUGUCUUCCACCAAAGAAAUUUAUAUUAAAAGAAAAUAAAAAAGAAUAUAAAAAAACAAUUGCUGAAAUGUCAGAUGAUGUUUAUAAAAAUUAUCAACAUCAGUCAAAAGUUGAGAAGAAAACUGAUGAACAAUUAGAUGAAGAUCUUGAUGAAAAAUUAGUUGAAGAUGUUGAUAAGUCACCUUGAAUAAAUGAUAAAUAAAUAAACAAAAAA
Molecule: messenger RNA, 4783 nt
Organism: Aphidius gifuensis
Lineage: Eukaryota; Metazoa; Arthropoda; Insecta; Hymenoptera; Braconidae
Exons: 2
Coding region: 263-4756 (1497 amino acids)
Source: RefSeq, a predicted model, not a curated record